AUGUAUAACGAGAUAGAGGGAAAUUACGAUGACGUCGCCAUCAGCACAUUCAAGAGAGGCCUACUGAUAGAGCACGGUUUAAGAAAGUCCCUGACUGGGAAACCGGUCACCAGCGUGCGCCAACUCAUGGAUCGAAUCGACAAGUACAAGAGGUCUGGAUCUACCGGGGCACAGGCAGUCCAUGCUGUGUUCUGGGAACCAUUACAUAAGAUCUUAGAGAAGGUCAAGAAUGAAUCGUUCUUUCAAUGGCCAAGUAGGAUGGCAGGCGACCCUGCAAAGCGUAACCAGAACCUAUAUUGUGAGUAUCACCAGGAACCUGGCCACAUCAUCGAUGACUGCAGAAAUCUGAAAAACCACUUGGACUGGCUGAUCCGAGAGGGAAAGCUGAGACACCUCUUGCAUCAUCCUGUUGGACGGCAGGAGCAGCCGAGCAUCGAGGUAAGGCAAAGCACAUUGAGACCGCCCACUGGCUCCCAUCCUUUCAGAGUGAUGUCGGUGGCCCGACUCUCCAUGGAAGCUGACGACCGGGAGUCUAAGAGGGUCAAAGGGAUGGUCUUGCCCAUACUCGGAUUCUCAGAUGAGGAUAAAGUUGGAACCACCCAGCCCCACGACGAUACUCUAGUUGUCACACUCAGGAUUGGGGGAUAUGACAUGAGGAGGGUGACCAGGGCAGUGCCGUGGAGGUAA
This is a messenger RNA of Quercus lobata, 687 nucleotides long. RefSeq lists its product as uncharacterized. The transcript has 2 exons. The record is from RefSeq and is a predicted model, not a curated record. Bases 1 to 687 code for a protein of 228 amino acids. Lineage: Eukaryota; Viridiplantae; Streptophyta; Magnoliopsida; Fagales; Fagaceae.